Cotesia glomerata is the source of this 603-nucleotide messenger RNA. RefSeq names its product flexible cuticle protein 12-like. The record is from RefSeq and is a predicted model, not a curated record. Gene Ontology annotation, cellular component: chitin-based extracellular matrix. Gene Ontology annotation, molecular function: structural constituent of chitin-based larval cuticle. NCBI's taxonomy places the organism in Eukaryota, Metazoa, Arthropoda, Insecta, Hymenoptera, Braconidae. The coding region runs from base 197 to 508 and encodes 103 amino acids. The transcript has 2 exons.
AUUUCGGGUUUAGUGUAAUUAUAAUAAUAAUUUCGGCAAUAGGCCCAGGUAUUAGUUUUGUAGUGGGAAGGUCAUUAAAUUUUGGUGGGAGCCGGUCCUAGCUUUUUUCGGAGUAUAUAAACACACGGUGUCGAGAUGAAGAGCUACAGUUUUUAUUUUGUUCAAGCCUACUUGAUCAACUAAACAAAAAAUCAUCAUGAAAAUGAUCAUCGCCUUAUUUGCCUUCGUGGCCGUAGCAGUAGCUGCUCCCCAAGGUGAGGUUACGGUGGUAAAAUCAUACGAGAAUGAUAACACCGGAUUCGACAACUACCGCUACAGCUACGAACUGUCUGACGGUCAACAGAAAGAAGAAUCAGGUGAACUGAGAACCGUCCCAGGAGCUGAAUCUCCAUCGUACGUUGUCCGUGGUAGCUACAGCUGGGUCGACCAAGAGGGUCGUGCUUACACCGUCACCUACGUCGCUGACGAAAACGGAUACCAACCAAGUGGUGAACAUCUUCCCAAGUGAAUUUACACUAUGACUUUCUUAGUCUUCUACUGUGUGCCAAUUUCCUGACUUGUUAAUUUUGUUUUCAUUUUUCAAUAAACAUCCGUUGAUUUUAA